CCUGGAGGAAGCAGAAAAUGAGCUGCAACCUCUUCCUCCUGGCUCUGGUCCUGGGCAUUGGUGGAACUUUCCAUUACGGAUUACAGGUGUCCAUUAUCAAUUCUCCGGCUGAGUACAUCAAAAGUUUCAUCCACAAGACUUGGCUGAAAAGAUAUGGCUCUUCUCCCAGUGAAGAAAUAAUUACCUUGAUGUGGUCCUUCAUUGUGUCCAUCUACAGCAUUGGUGGGCUCCUGGGAUCCAUGUUUGCUGGAUAUUUCUUAGUCAGAUUCGGAAGGAAGAAGGCGAUGCUGCUCACCAACAUCCCCGCUCUGCUGAGCUCCGUGCUGAUGGGACUCAGCAGGGUGUGUGGAUCCUUUGAGAUGCUCAUCAUUGGAAGAAUGGUUUCUGGAGUGACUGCAGGCUUAGCUCUGAACAUCCACGUCCCGUACGUUGGGGAAUGUUCCCCUCAGAGGCUGCGCGGGGCCAUUGCCAUAACAGCUUCCACUGCCAUCGCCAUUGGGAAGUUUGUAGGAUUUGCUCUGGGUCUCAGAGAAGCCCUCGGAGUAGACGCUCUCUGGCCUGUUCUCAUGGCAGCCAAUGCGCUCCCUGCCCUCAUCCAGCUUCUCACGCUCCCGUUCUUCCCAGACUCCCCCCGCUACCUGCUCAUUGACAAGAAGGACAAAGAGGGAUGUAUCAAAGCUGUGAAGCAGCUCUGGGGAGAUGGUGACCACACAGCAGAGAUAGAUGACAUGAUGGCAGAGCAAAAAGCCAUCAACGGGGAGAAGGCUAAGAGCGUCUGUGAUCUCUUCCGGGACAGAGCUGUCCGCUGGCAGCUCAUCACCCUCUUCCUCGUCUCCUCAUGCAUGCAGCUAAUUGGAGUCAACGUGGUUUACUUUUAUGCAUACAAUGUCUUCGUAAAGGCUGGAAUCCCCCCUGCGCAAACCCGCUAUGUCUCCCUGGGAGUUGGGAUCACAGAGAUCUUCACCACUGUUCUCUGUGGUUUCCUAAUUGAACGUGCGGGGAGGAAGGCGCUGCUAUGGAAAAGCUACACGGUUAUGUCCUUGGCGUUAGGGCUCCUCACUGUCACGCUUUCACUGCAGGACUCCUUCUCCUGGGUACCCUACUGCUCUGUUGCACUCAUCUUUACCUUCAUCAUGAGCUUUGGCAUUGUAGCUGGGGUGAUAUGCCCUUUGCCCACAGAACUAUUUAUUCAGUCAUACAGACCAGCUGCUUAUGUUUUAAGUGGUGCCACAAACUGGAUCCAACUCUUCUUUCUUGGACUUGUGUUCCCUUUUAUUGUGGAAGGUCUUGGUAGUUUCUGCUUCAUCAUUUUCUUUGCAUACUGCCUGUCCAUGGCUGUCUUUGUCUACUUGGUGAUGCCAGAGACCAAAGGCAAGACCAUGCUGCAGAUCAUGGAGGACUUCAACCGCCUGAACUACCGCGGGAAGAGGAGCCCGUCAGCCCUAUGGCAAAACGACAGCUCGGUGACAGUCGCCACAAGACUUUAA
Messenger RNA from Tinamus guttatus (white-throated tinamou), 1487 nucleotides. Its product is annotated as solute carrier family 2, facilitated glucose transporter member 11. The record is from RefSeq and is a predicted model, not a curated record. Gene Ontology annotation, molecular function: D-glucose transmembrane transporter activity. Lineage: Eukaryota; Metazoa; Chordata; Aves; Tinamiformes; Tinamidae. Gene Ontology annotation, cellular component: plasma membrane. Gene Ontology annotation, biological process: dehydroascorbic acid transport.